Molecule: messenger RNA, 2871 nt
Organism: Podarcis raffonei (Aeolian wall lizard)
Lineage: Eukaryota; Metazoa; Chordata; Lepidosauria; Squamata; Lacertidae
Gene: MTBP
Product: MDM2 binding protein
Exons: 22
Coding region: 32-2653 (873 amino acids)
Biological process (GO): protein localization to kinetochore; traversing start control point of mitotic cell cycle; regulation of protein ubiquitination
Cellular component (GO): kinetochore
Source: RefSeq, a predicted model, not a curated record
CGGGAAGCGGGCGCCCGGCGACGGGGCCCUGAUGGACCGCCACCUCCUCUUCGUGAGCUGGCGAGGCCGGCGAGGGGAGGCCGGAGCCGAAGGCCGCCCAGGUUUGACUGCUGAAAGUAUUUAUAACUUAUUAGAAACAAACUGCAGUACCUCACUAAACACAAAAGUUGAAGAUUUCCCAGCAUGUUCACUUGUUGGGACUCCAGGUGUGAAAGGAUGGUAUUUUGCAAUUCAGUCAAUAUGUGGGUUUUCUCAGUUUUGCAGUUGUGACUGGGAGGACAUCAAUUUUGACCUGGAGGCGGAUGAAAGCAAAAUCUCUAUUCAAAGAAAUAUCAAAGCGUGCCUUGGCGAUUUUCAAAGUUUUGAGGAUGACGACAGUAAUAGCCGGGAAUCCCUAUCCCUGAUUGAUCUCUAUGAAGAGUCUGCAGAGAGUAUACAUCUGUUAGCAGAUAAACUUCCUGCUCCUGGAAGAACAAUGGUUGAUGUCAUAUUGCAUUCUUCAGAAAGAGAUGCCCCUAGAUUAAAAGAUUGCUUACCUGCCAUUGGUGCCUUGAAACACCUACGAGAAUGGCAUGGAGCAAAAAUAACUAUUGUAGCAAGUGAAAGCAAAAUUUGGCAGAAAAUCGCAUGCUAUCUUUCUGCAGAUAUUGUGGCUCCCGAGAAUCUGAAAAACAGCAUUGAUUCCAGAGACUUGUGGAGAGGAAAGAUUCAGAUAUGGGAGCGAAAGUUUGGAUCUGAAAUUACUUUUCCAGACUUCUGUAUAAAAGGCACCGCAUCAGGAAGGCAGCUCGGCACCUCUACUUUAAAUUCUUACUUUACUGCCGAUGAAACUGGACGUAGGCAGAAUACUAAUGCUUGUUUGUCGGAGGUUUUCCAUUAUUAUUGCCCUGCCUUGAAAUUCGUACAGAUAGUGAUGCUGUCACAUCUGCCUUCAUCUUUAGUGUCGGGUCUUCAGUUUGAGCUGAGCUUGGCAAGAACUGAUGUUGAGGAGAAAUCUCUGCUAUUUUGGAAUCAGAUUUCUUCUCUGCGUGGAAAGGUAGGAGCCUUAUUUUUAUUGCCUUGCAGAGUAAGCAGCAUGUUGGUUCCUUUACCCGCGCAGCUGAGCUCAAAAAAAUGGAAGGAAUAUAUAGCCCAGAAACCCAGGCUCAUUAAUGUUCCAGAAGUUGAACUGAAAGGAGAAACGUGCAACUAUUAUUUCUUGGUACAAGGCAACGGCUGUGGAGGUUGCAAAGCAACAUUGAUCUAUUCAGCCAGUCAGAUCAAUGGAUCACUCACUCUUGCAAAAACAACCGGAAAAUUUAACACAAAGACAGGAGAAAGUGAAGCAUGUUUGUUUGAAGAAUUCAUCAGAUCUCUCCCACAUUUCUGCGGAGAACAGAUUUUACAGAGAGAGAAGAAAUUGGCUCGUGCCCAAGCAUUGGCUUUGAAUCACUGCCGGAAAAGGCAGGAAUCUGCCAGACAGCUCCCGGUGGUUUCAAGCGAUGAACUGAAAACCUUGCUGACAUGUACCAGAGAACAUUAUUUGGAGUUGUGGAGCACCAGCCAGCUAAAUCGUCCUGUAGCACCUGUCAAAGCCAAAGUCCAGGAUACAGCUUGUGAGCUGAAAGAUUCAAAUCCUUUGAAGUGGCCAGAAAGAAAUGUCCUGCAGAACUUGGAAAGCACUGAAAAAAUUAAACGAAAAGCCAGGGUUUCUGAAUUACUUGCCCGUAAAGAAGGCCAAAAGGGCCCUGCGAUAUCACUUGAUGCCAAAGAGCUGCUGAAGUAUUUCACCCCAGAAGGCCUGCCCAUUGGGGAUCUGCAGCCUUUACACGUUCAAAAGAGUGAAAAUACUUUCCUUCUGACGCCAGAACUGACUCCUCGAAAACUCAGAAGCUUGCCCUUUGAAAAGGCUGCCGGCUGCCAUUAUCACGGUCUCGAAUACUGCCUGGACAACAGGAGAGCUUUGGAGAGAGACGUGGCGUUUGCUGAACUUCAGACUCGCCUUAUCCGUUACGAAACGCAGACCACCUGCACAAAGGAGUCCUGUCCCGUGCCCUGUACAUUGAGCCCUCUGCCAUCUCCUGCGGUUUUGUCAGAGCCCGGGAGUGUCCCCGAUGGGGAAUCUUUGCAGAGGGAGCUGCAAACAGAGGCAUCUAGGUUGAAACACAGAUCAAAGGACCUGGACAGCUUUCAUCCCAACAAGAGGUUGCGGAAAUCUGAAAGCACAGAUUCUCUCUUGUCCCAGGCAAGCGGAAGCAGCGGGAGUCGCCAUUCAGGAGUUGUCACAAGGCAAUGCCAGGAGAUUUCAGUCUCUCUGCCUUCGGUAGCUGUGAAACAGUCUCACAGUCGGAUGCAUAAAGCAGCCCUAAAGAGCAGCUCAGCAAGCCAGAGGUGUGGGGGAAAGGCAGAAACAUUGAAGCCCACAAGGGAAUCGAGAUCUCAGAAGCAUACACGGAUGCUGAAGGAGGUGGUGGCGAAAACCCUCAAGGAGCACGGCAUUGCUGAAGAUCACAAAUGCUUUGCGGCGUGCAGCCAGCGUCUCUUUGAGAUAUCCAAGUAUUAUCUAAAGGAUCUGAAAACAUCUAGGGGACUAUUUGAUGAAAUGAAGAAAGCUGCAACCAGCAAUGUUAAACAGGUCAUUGAAUGGGUUUUAGACAAGAGCAAGGAGAAAUGACAUGUGCUAAAACCAUUGCUAUUCCAGGAUGGCAAUUUUGAGCAAGCACAGCACAUUAAAAGGACAGCGUGGGAGUGCCUUGUUACAUUGUGGAAGUCCCUAAAACCAGUGAUUCCUGCAGUGUAAUACCCUGAAAUAUCUCUGACAUUUAAAAAAUGGCUUUGAAUUGAGCCUUAUGUGUAUAUAUCUCUCUCUGUGUAUAUAUAUAUAUAUAUACA